UUUCAUAUUUUUUAUAUUUAUUCGGGAGAGCGACUGUAGCUAUCGCUACACCCUGUCUUUAUUGAAUGAAUCCUUAUUUUCUUACAUUUCAGCUUACUAGCUGUCGUUUUAUAUAUUUUGUAUAUUAUAUUAUAUAUAUCGAAACAAUAUGUAAAUGUGUAGAAAGGAAGAGUUAUGCGCGAGUUACCGACCAGUCGUUAGGUAACGAGCCUCCAGCUAAACCUCCCAGAGCUACCCUGGAAUUGGUACACUGACCGGGUGCCCACUUACUUAGCUUUGCAAGAAUGUUGCAAUCUAAACAACAGCCCAAACUGGGACAACGACCACUUGAGUCGUUGCCCCGUCGAAAGAUUGCUGACACUGCAACAGGAUGCCCCUACCCCAAAACGCGGGUCAGAUGACACAGGCAAACGUUCGAGGAAGUCUUUGUAAACAUUCGUUUAUUUCACUUUGUAUUUUAUGCUUAAGCAAUCUAUGUAUUAGCAUAUAAGAACUUAUGUACACUCGGCAGCGGUGGCAACUUGGUCGCUGCUGAAGAAUAUAUUGACUCAGUCUUAAAAGGCAACUCAAAGGCGUACGUUUAUUUAUUCCAACUCUUAUUAAAAUUCAUAAAUUGAAAUACACCGACUACCACUUGGAGAAGACCGGACUCUGGCAGAACCCCUAGCCACCCAGGACUUCUAAGAGGAUAACCAUAACUGGCGCAGCCGAACUACGGACCGUGAUGGACCUAAUUUUCUUCGUAUUCUUGUUAGAACACACACACUAAAUAGGCAAAGCCCACAAGAGUAAAGCACCUGGAAAACACAACACUACACUACACCUCAAGCUGAUACAUUCAACAAUUUAAUACAGAUAAGACGAUAUUUUUAAGUACACAUUACGCAGAAACACUAACAAUUAAUUUCUCCUAAAAGUCAAAAUAAAUCUACUUAAUGCCUAAUAUUGCUAAAGUCAAGAGCCUAUUACCAACUACUAGAGGCGGUAGUAGAAGGCAGACCACUAUAAGCCAAACACCCCAAGAGACCUCCUUAUCCCUAAGACCUGUUAUUACACCCUCAUCCUUUACCAUGGACUCUAGCGCAAACUGGUCACCACCCCAUCUUAAUUCCGCGAUGGUAAACCAUGCGGAGGUGUACGCAUCGAUGAAAAUUCCCGACCCUAUUAAAUCCUUACCACCCUACUCUGGGGAUCCGUUCACGUUGAACGAAUUUAUCGAAAAUGUUGAAGAAAUAAUUCUAAUGAUUAGGACAACGGACCAGACAACAUAUGGUCAAAUGUGCCUUAGAGCUAUUAGACGCAAGAUUGAGGGCAAGGCUAACGAAGAAAUUAUUUCAGCAGGGGCUAAUUUGAAUUGGGACGAAAUUAAAGACGCGUUGAUAAGGCAUUGCAGUGACAAGAGGGACGAGGAAACCUUAAUGACCGAACUCCAUGAAUUAAAACACAGGCAGUUAUCCAUACAAAGAUCGUAUGAACAAAUCACGAAGAUUAGAUUAGCCUUGUUUAGGAUAAUAGACACGGAGGAGACUGAGCAAAUAGCAAUUCAGGCUAGACGUCGCGGACGUGCUUGACGGCUUUUCUCGCGGGACUUAGAAGAAACCUUAACGCGAUUGUUAGAGCGUUUAGACCAAAAGGACUGGAGGAAGCAUAUGACAUGGCUAUUAAGGAAAGGAAUUUAUACUUCACAGAAAAUACUACGUUUGGAACACAGAACAAACAGCUUUACAGACCAAACGAUCGUUUUCGAACAAAUCAAUUUUCGAACAGAAACCGUUAUAAUCAAUAUCAAAAUAGAGACUAUAAUCAGUACCAAAAUCGAGAUUAUAAUCGUUAUAAUCGCGUUGAUAAAUCGACUUACAGCCGGAACAACUACGAGAGUAAUCGUAAUAAUAGAUUCCCUGCAAUUACAGCAGGUGACGCCAUUCCUAGUACUUCCAAUGCAGCCGCUAAAAAGAACGCUAUAAGCAAUAACA
Molecule: messenger RNA, 1973 nt
Organism: Drosophila eugracilis
Lineage: Eukaryota; Metazoa; Arthropoda; Insecta; Diptera; Drosophilidae
Exons: 2
Coding region: 936-1571 (211 amino acids)
Source: RefSeq, a predicted model, not a curated record